This is a messenger RNA of Strongylocentrotus purpuratus (purple sea urchin), 4734 nucleotides long. RefSeq names its product heterogeneous nuclear ribonucleoprotein K. Gene Ontology annotation, biological process: regulation of mRNA splicing, via spliceosome; regulation of transcription by RNA polymerase II. Gene Ontology annotation, cellular component: cytoplasm; nucleus. Lineage: Eukaryota; Metazoa; Echinodermata; Echinoidea; Camarodonta; Strongylocentrotidae. The record is from RefSeq and is a predicted model, not a curated record. The coding region runs from base 612 to 1694 and encodes 360 amino acids. The transcript is spliced from 12 exons. Gene Ontology annotation, molecular function: mRNA binding.
AAAGGGACCUGAGCAUAUAAAAGGAUUGUGUAUGUGGCCCAGAGAGUAACAGAAUCAAACAGGCAGUUGUUUGGAGUGGUGUUCAUCCAAGUCCCUGGUUCAUCAUACCAGUGUGCAGAUGUGAGGAUGAGUGAUGAGGAGGAAUUGGCCCGCAAUUGGAUAUGGAUGUGGUGGUAGAAGAUGAUUUGCAGCCCUGGGUUGGAGAUAGGGCUAGUACUACUAGUUGGAGAAAAUGGAAGAUCAUGCUAGCCAUCAUGGAGUUGAAUUGUAUGAUUUAGUGAUUGCAGUGAAAGCGUUGAUCAAAAUCUCACUUGCUAUUGCACUGGGAAGCUUUAGGCAGACCUUAGGAUGGUGGAAAGAAAGGUUCAAGAGACUGAAACUGGGGGACUGGUUUUAUCAUCAUCUUGUACUGCUUCAUCUGAGAGAAGUAAUUUGGUGUCCAGAUGAUAUUUUAUGGAAAUAGCUGUCAUGUGGAUAGCUCUUUGCAUCAUGUGUCAGUUUUGUGGCAAAGAGCCCUAACAAAGAAGUUGCUGGAGUGACUUGAGAGCUUUGUGCAGUUUCCAUGAUGACUUUGCUUUUCCUAUUUCAACACAAGAUGUAGCUAGCCUAGAAUGAAUGCUGGUGGGAUCAUUGGAAAGGAAGGUUUAAACAUCAACCAACUUAGAAAGAAGUACAAUGCCACCAUAACAGUGCCCGACUGCAGUGGGCCAGAGCGCAUCCUUACUGUUACUACGGAUAUGGAAGCAGGUUUGGAAUGCAUCCAGGACAUCAUCCCCGUAUUGGAUGAGAACAAACAGAAUCCUGAGCAUUGCUCUGUACGUGUGUUGGUCCAUCAGAGCUUAGCUGGAGCUAUCAUUGGUAAAGAAGGAUGCAAGAUCAAGGAAAUGAGAGAACAAAUUGGAGCUCACAUCAAGGUUUACUCUGACGUAUGUCCCAACUCGACUGACAGAGUUGUUCAGGUGGGAGGGAUGCCAGACAAGGUCAUUGAUGCUAUGCGAGAGCUUCAGAAACUUAUCAUCACGACACCUAUCAAAGGCCCAGCCCAGUCCUAUGACCCUUAUUGCUUUGACACCUUCUAUGCCCUCAACUAUGGAGGCUACACUGGUCCUGAUAACAAGAAGAUGGGAGGAGGUGGGGGAGGAGGUGGAGGAGGAGGGGGCAUGGGGCGCAACGUGGGCUACAGAGGAGGUCGGUAUGGAGGUGGUGGAGGAGGACGUUCCAUGGGAUUCGACUACAUGGGUGGUGGUGGUGGAGCAUAUGGUGGAAGGGGGCUGUUUGGACAACCCCCAAUGGGUGGCAUGGGCGGAGGAAGGAGAGGAGGAAGAGGAGGAGGAGGAGGGGGAAGAGGAGGGGGACCACCACCAGCAGCAGCAGGGGGAGGAGGAGGGAGAAUGCCAGAACCACUUGCACUUGGAUUUGGAAAUACUGGACAAACCAACCUAGAAUCCUUGGAUAGUCCUGAGAAGACCACUCAAGUCACCAUUCCUAAGGAUUGUGCUGGAGCCAUCAUUGGGGCUCGGGGAUGCAGAAUUCGUCAGAUCAGAACCCAGAGUAGGGCCACUAUAAAGAUUGAAGACUCCAAGCCAGAUUCCAAUGAACGCAUCAUUUCUAUCACAGGGACAGAUGAACAGAUAGGCUAUGCCCAGUACUUGCUCCAAGAAAGUGUGAGGAAUUUCUCCGGUGCCAAAUACUAGUGAGAGAUACAAGGGGACAUCUUCUAGCAUCCAACUCAACUAGACAAAUUUCAACCAUCCUAAAUAUAAGGCUACCCUUGAAAAAUCUGUGCCAUGGAAUGAACAUUUUCUGUUCCUACUAAUUUUUGUCUUUGUUAUAGUUUCCAAGUCUAUGUAGGUUUAUACACACUUCCAGCUCACUUAAUGCCACACUCACAUACUAAAAAUAUACCUUACUGUCGAAAAUUUGUAUAAUUCUAACUAGUAAUUUUAAUUUUAAUCAUUCGGCACAAAUGAAAAGAAAAUACUCAUAUAAUUUGUAUCCGUAUCAAUGCAACUUUUCAUUUGUUUUUAAAGGCAAAUUAGAAGUAAAUGUUUUAUGAUAUAAUCAAAACUAUUUUUAUGGAAUUAGGGUUAAUAAUGCAUUCAGAUUGUUUAUUGUAGAAAGAUUAAAAAAAACACAACUGUAAUACCAUUGGCUAGAUAUGAGAUAGCAUGUUUGAAAAACAAGCUGUUAGUCUUUCGUUGCAAGGUUGAGGUAAAUAUUUUUUCCUUCUGGAGACUGGAAAGCACAGCUUUAAUCUAAAUCAAUGUUCUACAAAUUUCAUGGGCUCAUUUUCCCCUUGAUACAAAUAUUCCUACUUUGUGCAUUUUAUUGCUGCACCAUAUAUUGAAAUAUCAUGGUUGAAUAUUGUAGAAAUUUUAAUUUGUGAGAUUCUUAAUUGAAGAAAGGUUGUACAAGGCCCUUAUACCCCCAUCUCACUAAAAAAGCGACUGUGGUGAUCUAUGAAAAUGUUGUUAUGCAUUGCAGAAUCUCCCUCCAAACCCAUUUUUGGCCAGUGAGGCGAUAACACUACAUAGCUUUACUGCGAUCUACCUGCUCUGAAGGCAAUUGCGAUAUGAUGAUAAUAUGGCGCUGUCACUUUCUCGCCCUAUCUUGAGACCGAUGAGAUGUAUUGCUUUUGCAAUCAAAACGAUCAUAAUAGCGGCUCAUAUGCUUAUCAAGAUCUCGCUACAGUUGUCCAGUGAGUAGGGUGAAUGUAGCUUCAUGCAGGGCUUCUGUGGUGGUUUGAGGCUAUGAGAAUAAAGUAAUUUGAUCAUUUUGUUAAAGGAAGGAGCAUGGUAGUGAAUGGGCCUGAAAACACAGUUGGUCAGAGACUCUUUUAAUGCCCUUGUAAUACGCUGUCGGUGCUGCUGCCACAUGUUAGAGCUAUAAACAUGUCAUUAAAAUACACUCUUGAGCCGACUGUGAUGCACAUUUCCACCUCAGCCUUCUCGCUUAGCACAUUUUAAACAUCUUCAAACAAGUGACCAGAGAGAUGUUGGCGACCUUAGACGCUUCAGAAAGGCUCAAGAUAUGAUAGAGAAAAUUGAAAAGAUCAAACCACGAUCCACUACGCUUUGUCAAUUUUUGGGGGAUCAAAACAGAAUCCUCUAGUGAGAUGGAGGUGAAAUUUAUUCAAUUCUUCAUUCUUGAGGUACAAAGAAUCCCCCAAAACAUCAAGUUUACAAAAGUAUGAGUAAUUAAGUUAGGUGUUAACUGUACAUACAUCCAUUGACCCAGUAUAGAUGUACAUUUGCAUGUAAACUUACAUGUACCAAGAAUGUAUGUAUAUGAUGCACAAAUCUGUGAUGAGUUUGACAUUUCAUUCAAAUCAUAAUAAAGUAACACAGAGUGAAAUAAAAUACAAUUUGUUUUUAUUCUGUGAAGUAAAUUUUUAAUCAGGGCUCUACAUUAAUCCUUUUGAAAAGGGUCCCAAAAGACUCCCAAAAGACUCCCAAUCGUACUUUGUGGAGCUUGUAUGCAUACAUUCUAUGUAAACAUUUAUAAAUUAUGGGGGUCCAGAGUUAGAUUUUGGACCCCUUUGUAUCCCAGUCCCUGUCACUGUUUAGUCCUGUUUUAAUACACAGUAUGUUUUCAUUCAUUUUUAAAUUUUAACUCCAUGUACUCUUAUAUUUAAACUUAUUUUAAAAUCAUGUAUUCUUAUAUUUCUUUUAUAUGAAAAUCUUUUCCAAUUGAAUUUAAGUCUUUAGGUAAGAAAAUCUAUAAGAUAAGACAAAGAUAUAAUGAGAAAACUAAAAAAGAAAUGGAAUUUUUUUAUCAGGUACAUAUAAAUAUGAAGUAUUAUCAGCUUACCUUUAUAUGUAAGUCAUGGAAGGUAAUACUUGGACUUGCCACAUUUUAGCACAUUGGAACAUUAUGAAGUUUGUUGUGGUGCUUGACCACAUAAUCAAAUUAUGAUCUACCAGAAAAGUAAAACUUGUUAUUGUGCUCAUUUACUUUGCUCUCUUCAACUUUGCUGUACAUAAAGAGCUUAAGAAUUCCUGCAAUAAAUAAUAAGAUGAAGUAAAAGGAAGAAAUUGAAGUCACAGUCAAGGCACUAAGGAUUAUUCAACCAACACUACAAUAUAUUUUGUAUUGAUAAAUCAUGUUUAACUUGAUUAGUUUGUAUACCUUGGAUCAAAAAAUGUAAUUAGUACAGAAACUUCAGUGAAUCCUUGAUGUCAUUUUGUCACUCUUCUAAAUUCAUGCAUUGAAGGAAUAAUAAUUAUACCGAGUAAUUUCAGAAAAUACAGCUCAAGGUGUAUGUGCAAGUUUUGAUUAAAACUGUCAAAGUGACUAGCUGUUUGAAAUCAAACUGAAAUUGAAUUGAUAACUCUUUAUUAAUAGAUUUUUAAUUUGUUCAAACAUUAUAAGGUAAUAAUUUGAUACAAACUUAAAGUACUUGCUCCAAACUUGUACAAGAGUGCUCUGUGUAAUUUGAAUGUCUAAUAUGUAAGGAUAAAGAACAAUUUGUGAAUCUAAGUCUGAAAUGUCUUCCAAUUUGAAAGGCAUGUGAAUAGUGAAUACAAAUUUUGAAUUAUGCUUGCAAAAUAUGGGUAAGUCGUCUUAUCCCUUGUUUGAUAUAUAUUUCUAAAUAUAUGUGAAAACACAUUGUUUACACAAUUUUAUAAUGAAUUGAGAAUUUCAAUAUAUAAUGAGAAAGCAAAUAUUCCUAAUGUUUUUGUAUGUGCCAGCUGACAUUCUGUAAUAAAGUUUUUACUAUCUUUGUAUCAUGUA